Molecule: messenger RNA, 708 nt
Organism: Aureobasidium vineae
Lineage: Eukaryota; Fungi; Ascomycota; Dothideomycetes; Dothideales; Saccotheciaceae
Source: the annotation of a GenBank genome assembly
AUGCCUGUCCGAGCAGCGAAUUUCGCAGAUUUGCUACCAGCAGCACAUGUCUGCGCUAGAGCUUUCUUUGACGAGGACCUGUUUGGUGUACGAAUCCACCCAAACCGAUCAAAAUUUCCCGGCGACGUGUAUCUCUUCUUUUUGCGACAACUUCGAAGUGAUNUUUUCGAUGGUCGCACAACAGUCAUGGUGUCGCAUCCUAAGGGCGAGUUGACCAGCAUAACUGGCGUUGCAGUUUGGACGCGCAAAGGUCCUGGUGGAGAUCGCAUGGCUGCUUCCCAAUCCUGGUCCGCAUGGUUCACCGGACGCGUCAUCAUCCCAGUAUACAACCAUCUCGGAUCUCUUGUCUGGCCCAAUCGCGCCCUCGAUCCCGCUAUGGCUGAUGUCCUGGAUCGCGCAAUGCCAUUCACUGCACACUACUGGAAAACUCCCGAGCGUCUAGAAAACUGGUACCUGGCUCUUCUGGGCACUGGUCCCGAAUAUCAAGGCCAUGGCUAUGGCAAGGAAUUGCUCAAAUGGGGUAUCGAGCGCGCGACUGAAGAAGGCAUUUGUGUUAGUUUGGUGAGCGCGAACGGCAAGGAUGGCUUCUACAAGCGCUAUAACAUCAAUCAAGAAGCAGGGUGGGCCAGUGAAGGUGGCAAGGAGAAUCCGAUCCACGAUAUUGCUGGUGGUAUGAUUCUCUUCUCUCAGAAGUUCGGAAAGCAAUAA